Molecule: messenger RNA, 522 nt
Organism: Melampsora larici-populina 98AG31
Lineage: Eukaryota; Fungi; Basidiomycota; Pucciniomycetes; Pucciniales; Melampsoraceae
Exons: 3
Coding region: 1-522 (173 amino acids)
Source: RefSeq, a predicted model, not a curated record
AUGUCCGCACAAGAAUAUGCAAACAAGUUAGAAGACAUAAUGGUGCAACAAGAAGAUGGAGGUGAAAAUGAAACCCAACAAGAACAAUCCAACCAACCACAACACAAAGGAACAAAUCAAAACGACAUCAACAAUCCCAAACCAAACACAUCGUCGGCAGCAAGAACUAUACACGGAAAGAUCAGAAAGGCGAAGGAAAGAAGAGUAGAAGAAAGCGAAAAUGAUGAGGAUGAGGAAGGAGACGGAAAUGGAGAAGGAGAUGAAGAUGAUAGGAACCAACAAGUGAAAAAGAAAGCAAGAGUUAGCGAUAUUGAACACUUGAUAAACAGCCCAGUAAACGGAGGAGCUCUCACCGGUCUAGGAAAGCCGGUUGAAGAUAUGAAUGAACCAGUCCAUGUCGAGCUAGGACAUAAAAAGUGGAUUCACAACAUACAAGCAGCAGCCUGCAGAUUCGACACGAACCAAUUAAAAUUCUUGAAAGAUCAAUAUAAGGAAUGCCGGAAACUUAAAGUCGGUAACUAA